Messenger RNA from Zychaea mexicana, 747 nucleotides. Its product is annotated as superoxide dismutase. The coding region runs from base 79 to 540 and encodes 153 amino acids. The transcript has 3 exons. NCBI's taxonomy places the organism in Eukaryota, Fungi, Mucoromycota, Mucoromycetes, Mucorales, Lichtheimiaceae. Gene Ontology annotation, biological process: removal of superoxide radicals. Gene Ontology annotation, molecular function: copper ion binding; superoxide dismutase activity. The record is from RefSeq and is a predicted model, not a curated record.
GACGCAUUUUUCCCUUUUUCAUUCUUUCUUGCUUUCUUUCCCCAACUUUUUCAUCAAACACAAAAAAAAAUAAUCAAAAUGGUCAAGGCUGUUGCUGUUAUCCGUGGUGACUCUCCCGUCACUGGCACCAUCACUUUCUCUCAGGACUCUGAGAACGGCCCCACCACCGUCGAGGCCAAGGUCUCUGGCUUGACCGAGGGCAAGCACGGCUUCCACGUCCACGAAUUCGGCGACAACACCAACGGCUGCACUUCUGCUGGUUCUCACUUCAACCCCUUCGGCAAGACCCACGGUGCCCCCGAGGCUGACGAACGCCACGUUGGUGAUAUGGGUAACGUCGUUGCUGAUGCUUCCGGUAACGCCACCUUGAAGAUCUCCGAUAACCAAAUCAAAUUGAUUGGCCCCCACUCUGUCAUUGGCCGUACCGUCGUUGUCCACGCUGCUGAGGAUGACCUUGGCUUGGGCGGUCACGAAUUGUCCAAGACCACUGGUAACGCUGGCGAUCGCUGGGCUUGUGGCGUCAUCGGUGUCGCCAAAUAAGUUGGAGCGAAUAUGUAUCGAAGUGCAUAUAAUAAAAAUGAUUUACCCGUAUUGAUGAACCCUAUCAUGGUACUGUUGCAUUGGUGCGAGCUCAAUACACAUUGUCAAUUGAAGGAUUUUGCAAUUUGCAAAGACUAUAGCACGAUCAUGGUAGUUUGACUUCAGAGAUGUACCAUUUCUUAUUGCCAAAAAAAAAAAAAGGAGAGC